UGGGUCGAAGGAAGAUUGCAAUGAAGAAAAUUGAGAAGAAAAGCAGCCUCCAAGUUGCGUUUACGAAGCGCCGCGGCGGCCUAUUCCGCAAAGCCACCGAGCUCGCCGUCUUGUGCGGCGUCGAGAUCGCUAUUCUGGUCAAGUCUCCCGCCGGCAAACUCUACUCCUUCGGCCAUCCCUCCGUCGAGGCUCUCAUCAACCGCGCUCCGGCGCAGAUCCGCCGCGAAUACGAGGGCAGGGACCAAUUGGGAAAUAUUGAAGAAAAUAUGAAGAACUGUGCUCUUCCAUCUUCUUCUUCUUCUUCAAAUCUGAUCGCAGCAGAUAACUUUGUGAUUGAUGCAGCCCCACCACUCUCACUUCAACAACUCAUCGCAGCAGAUGACUCUGUGAUCGCGGCAGAUCAUAGCCUUUAUGAUGGUGAAGAAGCUCUUGACUUCUUUAAUUGAUUAUCAGAAUUAUCGAUUACAUUUUGGGAGCCUAAUUAUGUGAAUUCAUUCAAUCUCCACAAUUAG
This is a messenger RNA of Salvia splendens (bonfire salvia), 512 nucleotides long. RefSeq names its product MADS-box transcription factor 51. Gene Ontology annotation, molecular function: protein dimerization activity; RNA polymerase II cis-regulatory region sequence-specific DNA binding; DNA-binding transcription factor activity, RNA polymerase II-specific. Gene Ontology annotation, biological process: regulation of transcription by RNA polymerase II. The transcript has a single exon. NCBI's taxonomy places the organism in Eukaryota, Viridiplantae, Streptophyta, Magnoliopsida, Lamiales, Lamiaceae. The record is from RefSeq and is a predicted model, not a curated record. The coding region runs from base 21 to 446 and encodes 141 amino acids.